Molecule: messenger RNA, 2097 nt
Organism: Oryctolagus cuniculus (rabbit)
Lineage: Eukaryota; Metazoa; Chordata; Mammalia; Lagomorpha; Leporidae
Source: RefSeq, a predicted model, not a curated record
AUGGUGGAGCGAGCGAGUGGUUGGUGCCGCUGCUCUCACCCCGGCAUCUUCAGCGCGCGGGUCCCCAUGGCCCUGCCGAGGACAGCCCGCUCUCCCGCGCCGGGGGCAUGCCGCCGGCGCUGCCUCUCCCGGCGUCCGGAGCUUGGGCAGCCGCCGCCGCGGGCCGCGCGCGCCCUCCGCCCCACCCCGCGCCCCGCGCCCCGCGCGCCAGCCGCAGGUCUGCCCGCGGGCGCCGGGGCCCCGACCGCUGACGCCGCCUCCCGCGGAGCGCGGGGCCGAGUCGCCUGGGCUGGGCCUCCUGAGACCACAGUCAUCUUCAGUCCCCGGGCUAAGUUGCCGCCAUCUUCGUCCUGGAGAGACACUUUUUGGGGGGAGAGCGCUGGCUUUUGCGUCAUCUCCUCCCGCGCCGAGCUCGCUCCAUCCUGGUGCAGUGGCGGCGGCUCGGCCACGGGAGGAGGGCGAGAACGCGCGGGCCGGCCGCCCAGGUGCCCCGCCCGGCCGUCUGGGCUCCGCGCCGGCUCUUCCCUCUCUGUCCCCCUCCCCACUUUUUUCCUUUUUUCCUCCUUUUGUCACCGUAAAAGUCAGAAUGCGGACUCUGCCCGCCUGAGGUUUCUGCAGCAUCUCACUUCCCCUGGGUCUCUGGGAGAAGCCCGCGUUGCGGGCGGUCGGUUAGAGGUCCCCUGGGUGGCAGGGGUCUGGGGACAACCCUCUCUCUCUGUCCUUAGGGGGACCACCCUAAGGGGUGGGGGGGUGGUCUCUCCAAUGGAAGGCCGGCAAGCCAUAGAAGCCAUGGCCUCUAGUGCUCGCGAGUACGCCUGUGUAUCCCCGAACCACGAGGCGUCCACGGUGUCCAGCGCACCGAUUUUGUCAACCGAUUUUAUGGAGUGCACAGGACGGGUUGUGAGGGCAGUGUCCACAGAGGUGGCCACGUGGUGGUUUGCAUGUCUGUUUGCGUUCCAUCUUUGCAGCUACGGACAGGCGUAUCGCCGCCACACGUUAGUCCCUGUUUUCACACUGGGAAGGAAAGGAUUAAAAGUGGCCUCAUCUAGUCUUAAGAUAAAGCCUUGUCACCUGCGCUGCCUGGGGUCGCCUGCUGCCCUCCCCGUCCACCGCCAGCCUCCCAGGAGCUGCCUCACUGCCACCAGGUCAUCCGCAGCCACGGCGAGCUGGGGCGCCAAGGAGGCGUCGCCGCCGCAGCCCGGGUCUCUGGUGCCCCUUAGCGUUAGGGAAGCGCACACACGGUGACAUAUGCCAGGGUCCCCACGACUGACUGGGGCUCCAGUGGUCUGGGGCACACCCCAGCAUCCUUGGAUCUGAGAGAGUGCCCCGUCAGCCACAUCCCUGCCGUGCGUGUGAGCUCCAGCUCGCCAGUGGAGCUAGGGCGGCUCCCCGAUGGGGUACCCCGAUCUGCUUGAUCUACAGCUGCACUGAACGCACUGGCUGCCCUGGCAUCCCCCGGCUCCUAAGGCCCCCAUGGCUCUGCUGGAGCACCUCCCUUGGACCUUAGGAGGUGACUUGGCGCUGAGUAAAUACCACAAGAAACCGAAGGGUUGGUUCACCCGAAUGCGAGUUCCUUUUAGGGUACAGCAGGAGUUGGGGAAUGUGAGGGAAGUAGACAUUUUUAAAAUGGAAAGUCGCAAAACGGAACGCGCAGCAUGCAACGGCCCGGUCCAGCGCGCAGCAUGAGAAGGUAUACCAGGGUUUAUCCAGGAUUCACGGUGGUACCAAGUGAGAUGUGAAAGACUGGAAUGAGAAACCAUGGAUGUAGCCUCUAGAAGCUUAGCCAAGGAUGGAAGAAACCCAGAUGGCCAACCUUCACCAUACAAUGGGGAAUUCUGAGCAUUAGUGAUCAUUGAGACUUGAGAAAAGUGACUUCCAGUAAGAUUUUGAGAAGGACCGAGAAUGGGGAGGCAUUGAGGGCAUUGCUGGGACUCAGGAAAUAGGCUCUCAUGAAAUGGCAAGGGGCAUUUUCAAAGAACAAGAACAUUCCAGGACUCGAGCUUGAAGGAGCUCAUGGUGCCCAGGGAUCAGUGGGUCUUGUUGGAGAGUGUCAUUUACAUGGACAGAAGCAAAAAAGAAAGAAAAGGACUGGGACAC